GCAACCUGGAUGACCUUCGCUGUGAUUCGGGAUCACAUCAUAGGCAAGGUCGAGGGCAAGUGGUCCAGAUUGUUCGCAAUACUUCUGCGUGAGAUCCCGCUUGGCCCCCUGUUCUUCAGAGACGCGGGCGCGGCGUUGAAUGUGCUCGGCCAAACGCGCCUGCUGUUCGCAACGGUGAAAGGUGUUUUAACCGACCUCGACGGCCACAGGAUGACGUUCGACUGGACGGGCGCAAGCUCCCACAAGCCAUGCACUUUUUGCUGCAAUUGUUGGAAGAAGGAUUCACAUCUCAUUCCAGGGUGCUACGAUAUAUCUUGUUCACUUUUCUCUAAAUUUCGGUUGCGUGAUCACGAGGACAUGGUUGCAAAUCUGGCUGUCGUUUUGGCGGCGAAAGCGAGACGUGACGCUGGGGCCAUGGGCGUUGGGGAUUUCAAGGAGCUCAUUCAGGGCGUCGGCUUCAACCCAAACCCACUGGGCCUUCUAGCAGAUGAGGCUUUGUGCGGCAUCCUCGACAUCUCUGACAUCAUCCGCACAGGCUGGGUACACCAUUAUCAACAACAUGGCGCAUUUUCUUGGGAGUGCACGGCUUACGUGAGGGCGUGCGAGAGCAAGCUGGGAAUUAUGUUCGAGAUGUGGGGUGAGUUGGUGAAGGCUGAUUUGACAUUCCCCUUAUCAAUGGGCGUCAAGAUCAGCCAAGUCUACGACGCAUUUUCCGCGUCCUCCGAGGAGGAGUCGAAGAUUCGGUGCAAGGCAGGUGAUUGCAUAUCCUUGUAUGUUAUCAUGCGGCAUUUGGUCGAAUGCAGACUGCUCGACAUCCCUGGCCUUGAGAGGGGGAACGAGUCUAUCAGCGCAGCAUGUGCUGUCUUGGACCUCGUCCUCGAGGCUAAGAGGGCCCCGCAGACUGGGCUCGCAGCCAUUCUCAAUGAGCUCAGGGCCGCUCUUCGUGUACACAUGGAUAGGCUUGCAGCCGCAUGCGGCAAGAGGUAUUUACGUCCGAAACACCACGCCAUGAUGCAUAUUCCAGAUCAAAUUUGGAAAGACAAGUUUGUAGUCGACAUGUUCGUUGUUGAGCGCUUAAAUAUUCGCGUCAAGCAGUCCGCAGAGAACAGCGUCAGGAACACAGAGCGGUACGAGUACUCUGUCCUCUCGAACUUGCUGACGAGGCACCAUAAUGAUUUGACCGGUGGUGUGCAAUCCCUCCGCGAGGGCCUUUGCGGGUCUAGAAAGGAAUUGCCAGGCUAUCCAAAUGUGGAGUUGGGUCAUGGCGCCUGGGAGGAUGGUCACGAGUUGCACGUUCACGACGUGGUAUUGGUCGGGGAUGGUGCUGGCCUCGUGUCGGCUUGCGUCUGUGAACGUGGGACGCUGUACGUUGUCGUCAGGAAAUUGCUGCCCACUGGCAGCCUGGAGUGCCCGGCCGCGCCGGUCAUUCCGCCGCGCCCUGCCUGCCCGUCGCCGCAGCGCCCCGCGGCGGUCCCUUGCGAGACGGGCGGAGCGGCGCCCGACUGGCUGAGGCAGCUGGAGGAGCCGUGCGAUCGGUGGACGCUCGCCUUCCAGUUGUUCUGGGUCGGGCUGCUCUUCGGCGUGCUGCUGACUCUGUCGCUUGGGUGUGCCUGCAGCCAGUGUCGGCGCUCCUUCCGACGGCCCUCGCCUUCGGCCGGCCUCGCGCUGGCGGACGUGGAGACGCCGGAAAGCCGGUGGAUCUGGUCUACUCCCGACUUCUCGGUGCGGCAGGUCGACUUGUCAGAUCGGGCGGCAGUGGUGCCGAUGAUCCCGCUGCAGCGCAACUCGCCGUACCCUCCCAACUUGCAUGUGCACGGAUUCGACAACCCGAUCGACGCUCAGGACCUGGCGAGGAUCAGAGCGGAGGGUCGGGCUCUCGCGGAGAUCCUCGGAGCGGCGCCCGCCGCCGCGGCAGGUGCGGCUGCGCCCGACGGCGCCGUGUGCAUGUACUCGGACCCGUCAUGUAACUUCUUCGCGGAGGAGUUUGACGACAGUUUGCUGGGCUCGGAGGCGACGACCGUGGCGAGGGGCCCGGUCGCGCUUGCGAAGCGCGGCGACGAGUGGACGACGGCGGAGCGAGUCCCUCCGAGAGACAAGUUACGCUGGAUGCAGGAGAAGUUGCGCGGCGAGAGCAGAGAUUCGAGAUUGCUACCCUUGCAGCUGGACCCAAACACGCAGACGCGCUCGACGACCUUGAGGGAGGCCGUCAAGUUGCUGAAGCAGUCGAUGCAGGCCGACGGUUUCCCCUUCCAGAAGAGUCGUUCGAUCUUGGAGUUAGCCAAGGGCGUGGCGGCGUCGGGGCACGAGUUCGGCACGUACCAUACUUUCUGGGUGAGAAGCAGCACGGUGGGAGAGCGCACGGCGGUUGCCAUCGAGCAUUUCCACCUGCUGAUGCUGCUGCACAUGGUGGUGUGUUAUGAUCAGUUGAACUUGCCUAACAUGGCCGCGGCGGAGUUCGCGUCGCGCCGGGUGCUGACGAUCCAGCGAGCAGUGCGCCGCAAUCCUCGGAACCCUGAUUUUGAAGGCUUCGACUCGUUCAUGGCUCACGCCUUCGACGCCAGCGGAGGAGUGGUCACGACGCAGUUCGAUCAGGAGAUGGCCGCCGAGAUGCGCAAGACUCAGGCCAUUAUCAUGAAGAGCGAUCGUUUGUUGAAGGAGGAGUCAGAGGCCGACUCGCAGCGCCAGAAGGACGGCAACAACAAGGACAAAAACAAGGACAAGAACAGCGACCCGAAAGGGUCGCAGGGCGGACGAUGGCUCUACGGUCCCGGGGUGGCGUUGUUCGCCGUGGCGACACCCCGCAUCAUGAUCCCUGUGAGGGAACGGCCGGCGACCUGGACGCUCUACUUGCCUCAGCGACUUCUUCGGCUGGUGGCAGGGCGGGCCGUGGGUUGCGCCUG
Messenger RNA from Prorocentrum cordatum, 2900 nucleotides. The record is from the annotation of a GenBank genome assembly. NCBI's taxonomy places the organism in Eukaryota, Dinophyceae, Prorocentrales, Prorocentraceae.